Soboliphyme baturini is the source of this 210-nucleotide messenger RNA. The record is from the annotation of a GenBank genome assembly. NCBI's taxonomy places the organism in Eukaryota, Metazoa, Nematoda, Enoplea, Dioctophymatida, Soboliphymatidae.
AUGAGUCCAAAAAAUCUUGUACUGGCAAAUAAGGCUGACGACAGUUCCAAACCUCGACGCACAGACUCACACCGGCUGUCAACGCUCGAGGGCGAACGGACCGAGCUGAAGCUGCACUCUGUGGAACGAGGAGGAGGCGAUCGAUUGAUCGAAGUCAGCCGAGGAGGCAGCGGCGUUCGGAGAGCAGAAGCGUGCCUCAUUCCACUGUGA